Molecule: messenger RNA, 1089 nt
Organism: Hyaloperonospora brassicae
Lineage: Eukaryota; Oomycota; Peronosporomycetes; Peronosporales; Peronosporaceae
Source: the annotation of a GenBank genome assembly
AUGAAGCUCGCCAAGGCCGCGGCGCAGCAGCUCAAGGCAGUCGUCGUGGAGUACGACGUGCUGUGCAGCACCUUAUUGGGCAAAUCUGCGGCUGAACAGGCAGAGCAGCAGCGCCGGAAGGUCGCGAUGGCAGCGGACCAGCAGCGGGAAUCGACGCUGUUUAGCGCUUCGUCCGUCCAGUCGCUGCUUGUGAGUGACGUGCGAGAGCUGCUCAAGCGGCUGGACAAGGACGCGACGGGCAAACCCUGGGCGGUCAAAGAGCGGCUUCAGAACACGCUGAAGGGACUGCCGAGUGAAUUUUUAGAGCGAGCGAUGGGCUCGCGGGACAUGGACGUUGCUGCUGGAGGUACACACAGUGGUGAUACGCUUGUGAAUGAGCAGUUGCAGCUGGCGCUGGACGAUGUGGCGAGGCAGAAGAACGUGGAAAAAGGUGGGAUACGGGAUGGCGACGAGCGGACGAGGAGGAGCAAUAGUUGGGGGAUCAAGACUGACUGUGAGACCAGCUCGGUGAGAGACAAGUACUUGGACAAGAUCAGUCGACUCAAGCAGAAGACGAGGACGAGUCGGGGGCAAAAGGAUGGUCCAAGGGUGACUGCGACAGGACGGGUGGAUGGCGUUGAGACGAUCACGUCGGCUGGUCUCUCCACGUGGAUCGUGAAUCCAGGAGCUAAUGAAGUGCUGAGCUACUCGGACCUGCGAGGUUUGCUCAAGGUAGUGAUUCCAGCCAGAGAUCCACUGCAGCAUGACGAGUACAAGUUCUUUCUGAAAGAGAUGGAGGGUCAGUUUGAUAUGUUUUUAUCCAAGGAAGACCAAGCGAAGUUUCCGGACCCGGAGCCACUUCUUCACGUUUGCACGAAGUUUGAUCUGGAGCCAUCGGACGUCCUAGUGCUCACUCGACAUGCGGCUACGAUAAAAGCCGCCAAAAGCGCCGGAACGCACGUGUGCCACUACAUGCCUGAAGCCAAGGCCAUUGCAAACCACACGGCACACUACCACUUGACACGCUUGAGUGACUACCAGCACCUCAUUGAAGGCUUCAACGGCGUCUCGUACCGUGACAAGAUCACUGUCGGCUCUAUUGAGUUUUAG